GCCAGAAGCACCACAGUAUUUUAGUGUCGGAUUAAUCACAGACAGGUCAGUAAUUUUAUCCUGGAUUGCUGGAUUCAAUGGCGGCCACCAUCAAACUUUUUCCGUUCAUUUUAAAACUACAGAUGAUGACAAAUUGGACGCAAAUGAUGUGCAUACUAAUGAAAGUAGAACGGGGUGUACGGAAUACUACAAAUUGGACCAGCUUAAACCAGACACGCGAUAUCAAGUAAUGGUUUUGUCAACAAACAUCCAUGGACACAGGAAUGCAUCUCUGGAAUUCAAAACAAAAGUUGAACUCACUGAAAAAUCAACGUCAAAAUCAACUUCAAUUUCUGCGCUAUCAAUUGUUCUCGCCUGUGGUUAUCCGGUUCUAUUUGCAGUUUUCAUCAUUCUUAUAGUUUUUAUCAUCAGAAGAAACAAAGGCAACAAAAGUGGUUCGAACCCAACGAAUGUAAAUUCUACUAAGUCUGAUGAAUAUACAGCUAUACAGAGAAGCAAUCCGACGUUUACAGAUGCAUACUCGACGUUGCAGUCUCCUACAGAAUCAACAGCUGUUCAGGCGGACAGCAGUAUGGAAACUGAUACAUAUGAUGAAUGUGAAAUAUUAACUGAUGUGGAAGUAUUUCAAACUAUGGAAAACAGGAAGAGUGGUGAUAUUAGAGACAAACAAGAAAGCGGCCAGGAACAUACAAAGCAGGGGAUGUAUGAUAAUAUAAAGAAUUAGCAGUUUUAUAGAAUUGUGUAUUUUAGACCAUAACAUUUUUCUUGAAUCUGUUGAACUUUGUAAUAUUCAUUGUCAUAUAAUGCUUAUAAUCUACUGAACGAAAAGAAAAAAAAUGUGUACUCCUUUUUCCUUUUGUUAUAAAUGUAUAUUUUAUACAACAUUGGUUUAACUUUCUUUGAUAAACAAUGCUUAAAUUUACUGAACAAUAUUUAUCAUGUCUUGUAAACAAUUUAUUAGAUUUCGAUAUCACAAAAAAAAGACGCCAAGAUGACGUCCCUCUGGUCGUUAAUAUUUAAAUCAUGCUUGUUGAGUAUUGCCAUGAACGAAAAAAACUUAACUUUCGAUUUUGAACAAAACAUGUACGAGAAACUAUUUAUCAACUUUAAUUUAAAUUAUACCUGAUAUACAUGUUCCCUACUUCAAAUUCCAAUCAUUGGACAAGUUAAUAAAUUAAAUGCUUAUCUUAACCUCAAUGAUGUGAUCAAUCUUUAUCUUGAACGAAGACUUGCUGGAUCCAUCCUAAGAUACGCAUACUGGUGUAGAUUCCGAACAGUAAACUAACACGAUGUGCACAGUCUUUAUCCGGUCGAAAGAAUGUCGGAUCGACCAACAGAAAUCAUGUUCAUUUGUAAAUGUUAGAGUAUAUUUCAUGCAAUGAAUACCGGAAUAAAUGGAGGAUUUUGUUUAUUUUUGAACGUCUUGCAAUACGAAGAUUUUGAAACCCUGACGUCAUCAUUUUAUAAUGGACUCAAUUUUCCAAACUGAAUAAAGAAAUGUAUUAGGUAUAGAGUGAAAACACAUAAAGCGUAAACUCCUUUUAACUGUUUUGCGAACUUUUAUAUGUGAAAAAAUUCCAAGGCAGAGAUAUUGAAUUUCCAUCAGAUACUGAAACUUCAUCAGUAUACCUGGUGUGUUUUUUCUUGUUCAUUUUUGUUUUGUAGUUGCUUACUUUUUUGUUUGUUGUUGAUCUUAUGUUUUUGCGAUGGUUAUUCAUGCAACUGUUUAUGCAUUGUGGGUGAUGUAUGCACAGCACGAAGCGCUUACCUUGUCGCCUAACCCGAUCUCGCUCCUUUUGAUUCCUUCAGUUUUGUUUGAUAUCUUGAUUUGUCUUAUCAAUCGAUUUAUAAGAUUUCAACAUCGGCAAACUACUGCAAAGGAUUGAAAUGCCAUCCUAGCUAGAACGUUGAAAUUGUUGCAUAGCAGUUUGGUUAAAUACUGUCCAGAAUGUGUAUCUACUGAAUGUGCAUGUAGUUUCCAAUUUUUACAAAACUCUUCACAAUAGUUAUCUUUAUGUAAAAAUAAAAUCUGAUUUAUUAAGAAAAAUGCAACUUUGUAACAAUGUUUAUAAAAUUGUAACCGAACUGUAAAUAAAUUUGUCGAAAUUUAUGCAUCUUUCUAAAAGGAAGACAAAUAUGUACGUUAUUAAAAGGCAAAUCGAUAGGGGAAUAUUGCAGAGAAAACUGAAUUACAGCAGAAAUAUGGGUUUAUUGAAUUUAUCCCUUUUUUGUAGUUAAGUGCAUAAUGCAUGAAUGACAUUUUUUUUAAAAAACAAAACAAAACUCGAUAAAUAAUUAUCUUCGUGAACAGGGGUAUGGCUUUUCUCGUUUUAUCACUUAUUGUUACCUUUAUCUAUUUCAAAGAAAUUUUCUAAUUUCAAAAAAAAAAUCAAAAAUCGCAAAAGUUGCAAAAUACAAAAUCUAUAUAUUGCAUGUUACCCUGAAUGAAACGUCGAGAAACUGUUGGUCUGUAUGUUUCUAACUUGUUUAAUGAUAAUGAAAGUCGGACAACACCAGUUCGGUCGUGUUCAAUCUACAAUAAGGGUAAAUUUUCUUAAUUUGAUACAUUAUCCAACUACUAUUAAUUUGUAAUGUUCGACAGUAUAUAUUUGUUGGUAAAAUUGUAAUAUAAUUAAUGAAUGUGAUUUUUGAAAAGUUUUUAAAACUUCUAUAAAUAAGGGUUUUAUUAAUGUUGCUGUCAGCUGCGAUAUUAUGAAUAAAAGAAACACUACUGGAAUAGUCUCAAAUGAAAGAUAAGAUAGAAGGGCAUAUUAUUAUAAAGAAAUCUUAGAAAAUUUCAUCUUUCGAUUUAAAGCGAAUUUCCAAAAUCUCUCGAAAUGUUUUCUUUCAUAAAUUGUAUUAAGCUUGUGGUAAUACAUAGAAGUUAUCCUUGUAACUUGCAAUGAAAUAACUGUAUUGUAUAUAAAGGUUUGUAAAAAUA
This is a messenger RNA of Mytilus californianus (California mussel), 2941 nucleotides long. RefSeq lists its product as uncharacterized. The transcript has 7 exons. Lineage: Eukaryota; Metazoa; Mollusca; Bivalvia; Mytilida; Mytilidae. The record is from RefSeq and is a predicted model, not a curated record. The coding region runs from base 230 to 724 and encodes 164 amino acids.